Molecule: messenger RNA, 660 nt
Organism: Ilex paraguariensis (yerba mate)
Lineage: Eukaryota; Viridiplantae; Streptophyta; Magnoliopsida; Aquifoliales; Aquifoliaceae
Source: the annotation of a GenBank genome assembly
AGUGAAAAAAGUGAAGAUGAUAUUCCUGAAGACAAUGAAACAAUUGCAAAAGUAGACCCAAUCACUCCCAAGUCUGUGACUCCUGAACCCCCUCAUAAUGAAAGGCGAUUUUCUGAUUUUGACCUGGUACAGGAGUCCACUUCUUACAUUGGUCAAUUGGCUCAGCAUCAUGAAAUGGGUGGUUACAUGAAAGAAGAGGUGGAAGCUGCACUUGAGAUGCCUAAUCAUCAAGAUCACCUCCCUGCAGAAAAUCAUGCUGACCAAGUAGUAGAGAAUAAUGAGAAUCAGGUCAUUGAGGAUGACCCAAAAUGGUGGGACAGUGAGUCUCAGUAUCUGUUAGACUCGCAACAGCUUGUGGAAGGGCUGUCUUUGUGUGAUGAGCUUCUGCAGAGCCAGUCUCCCAACAGGGAUGGAAAUGAAACUGAUAAAGAACUAAAAGCCAAGCCCCGUCUUGCUGAUUAUGCUCACUUAGGACCAGAGAAUUUAAAGAAGGAUUUGGAGGCGUGCCAAGCUUUGGUCUUUGAUCCAACAAACCUAGAACUUGAUACACCACCUGAUUUUCGGCUGAGCCAAAUAGUAAACUCUGUUAUCCUUUCUGGCAUUUUCUUUCGUUGUAUUGAACAUAAUGGUUUAUACUUUAUUGCAAUUGACUUUCAUUAA